GCGCUCGAGGAGCGUCGAUUUGGACAUGGACGUCACAGAGAACAUUCAGAAGAACGUCGACAUGAACGUUUCGAUGACCAUCGCCGCGACCCAGAUCAGCCUCAGUACCCGUCCCCGCCUGGAGGGCUCAGCAGGGCGGACUUCGUCUCUGAUGAAGAAUUCAAUAGGAUGAUGCAUGGAGGUGGGGAAUUCGGAAGACCGCGCAUGGGAGGUGAUCAUAUCGGCCCUGAGGACUUUGGAGAAUGGGAUCGACAGAGACCACCUCAGAACGCUGGCUACCAAGCAUCAUACAUGCAGCAGUCCGAACCGUCGGGCCUGCGAUUUCCUGGAGCACCUCUGCCACCCAUUCCCCACGAACAGCGCACAGCUGGUUAUGAGAGCGGCGCAUAUGCUCAGCCUUCUCACAAUCAGUAUUCUGUCCCAGAAUCGCUGGAGCCACGUCAUGGAAGCAACGUAUACGUACCCCCUGCUGAUGCCCCUGGGGCACCAAUCAGUCAUGCACCAGCGGGAGGUUAUGCUCCACCUCCUGGGCCGCCUCCUCCAGAUAGAUCUUCAUAUGGAUACGACGCUUCUCAAGGAGGAUCGGGCCGAGGUGCUGCGAGUGAUUAUUACAAUGGGCCUUCACCAGGUCAAUCAGCACAGUCAUACUCGCACACCCCAGAUGACGCAGCCGCUUAUGGCGAUUCCCCUAACCCACCUCGCUACCAGUCAAACCCCUCGGGCGGGUUCGACGAAGAGAAUUACAAGUCUCAUUUCUCUGCUCACGCUCAGGCGUAUGGUUCCGGCCAUGAUGACAAGCCGAUGGCGAAUGAUGCUAUAGGCGCAGCUGCCGCUGUCGAGGCGCUGAAGAUCGCAGCUGCAAAUAACCAGUCGGGUGAUAGGCCGCAACAGGGAGGCAGACCACAGGGUGGAUUCCAUUCCGACGCGGACACUGAGCCUGACGACGAGGAUAAGGAACCGGCUGCUAAAUCACAGGCCCAUGCGGGAGGUGGUGGCAUGCAGGACAAGAUCAUCGCCCUGGCGAUGGCCCAGGCAGGCAAGCUUUUCGACAAGAAGGGCGGGGGGGACAGCCAAGGAAAGUCGCAAGCUAUGCAAUCAGCUGCGGCGACUGCGAUGCGCUUGAUGGGAGAGUACAAGUCGACGGGUAAAGUAAACAUGGAGCCAGGGGAGAUGCAGAAGCUUAUGGCGCUGGCAAUGUCGCUAUUCUGAGGUGAAAGGUAACAUUGAUGCGGCACAGAAUUUGUAAUUGAUCUUGCAGUCAUGUAUUCACAAU
This is a messenger RNA of Suillus subalutaceus, 1273 nucleotides long. RefSeq lists its product as uncharacterized. The transcript is spliced from 7 exons. Lineage: Eukaryota; Fungi; Basidiomycota; Agaricomycetes; Boletales; Suillaceae. The coding region runs from base 169 to 1209 and encodes 346 amino acids. The record is from RefSeq and is a predicted model, not a curated record.